Messenger RNA from Penaeus chinensis, 700 nucleotides. RefSeq lists its product as uncharacterized. NCBI's taxonomy places the organism in Eukaryota, Metazoa, Arthropoda, Malacostraca, Decapoda, Penaeidae. The record is from RefSeq and is a predicted model, not a curated record. Bases 8 to 538 code for a protein of 176 amino acids. The transcript is spliced from 5 exons.
CACCUGUAUGACUCAUCCCACUAAACGAGAACUGUGGCAGGUACCAUAUCUCACGUCCUCCUCCCUCUCUCUCUCCCAUCCCUGUCUCUUCCUCCCUUCUUCAGGAGACCCCCUCACGCCUCCGGUCUUGGUAGGGGCGCGUGAGAUCUACGAGCCGACGGAACUCAUCAAGAUUGGCUGCCAGACGAAGCGACCACAUCAACAUGACCCUAGGCCUACUCUGCAAUGGUACCUGGCAGGGAGGCAGGUCAGCCCAGACUUAGUGACCCCAUACGGCGAAGCACUCAAUCAAGGGUACAUUGGUCUGGCUUUACAUGUCCCCGGAGAACAGAUCGCAGAGGCCGGAGGGAGCGCGCACGCCGAGUGCCGCCUCACGCUAGGCCGCCACGCCCUCAGUGUGCUCAAGACGCUGCGAGUGAGAGUCAGAAUGAUAUCUUAUGUCGAUAAUUAUCAGUCAGCUGCAUCCAGGAUAAUGUCUGCAAGCAGCACGAUUAUCAUCGUCAGCAGCCUGUCAGCAUUACUGUGUCAGCUCUGGUAGGGCUGAUGUUACGAAGCCUCCGCUUGCCUUUAUAGAUUGACACACAAGUAGAACCUCCUCCCUGAUCAACCAUUGACAACGAGACCUGAAGACCAUCCGCCUAUACGUGGUGCUUUUGUCAAUGAAUGAGCAUAUGAAUGAACUGAUACCACUAGGUUUAUG